Messenger RNA from Aptenodytes forsteri (emperor penguin), 2046 nucleotides. Its product is annotated as medium-chain specific acyl-CoA dehydrogenase, mitochondrial. Gene Ontology annotation, molecular function: medium-chain fatty acyl-CoA dehydrogenase activity; flavin adenine dinucleotide binding. Gene Ontology annotation, cellular component: mitochondrion. Gene Ontology annotation, biological process: medium-chain fatty acid catabolic process; fatty acid beta-oxidation. NCBI's taxonomy places the organism in Eukaryota, Metazoa, Chordata, Aves, Sphenisciformes, Spheniscidae. The record is from RefSeq and is a predicted model, not a curated record. The transcript has 13 exons. The coding region runs from base 1 to 1662 and encodes 553 amino acids.
AUGGCAAGUGAAGAAGCAUACGUAGCACCUAUUGAACUCUAUUCAAAAGAUCUGUUUUGCCAUGGAAAUCUCGCGCACAUUGGAAGAGGAAAUCGGUUUUGUAGCGACACCUUCAAACAGGCUAAGAAGCUUUGCAAACCCCGUGUCCUCUGUCGCAAUUAUAUUAGCUUCCAAGGAGCAAUUAAAGCAGAGCUCGGGCACCGGGAUGAAGUUCUGCCCCCGGUGACCUUCCCCGACGCGCUAGCUGGCAGGAUCCAGUCAGGGAGCGGAGCUCGCUUAGUCCGGGUACCCCGGCUGCGGAGCUCCCAGUCCCUACGCCCAAAACACCAGCACCCCACAAGUACCACCAGCACAGCGGGCUCCCGCCUCCCGGCCCCGGUACCACGGCCCCCCCACGGCCCGCGGCAAAUGCUUCAAACCAUUGCAGGGCAUGGAUGGAGGUCACAUUGUAGUAAACCUGCUCAAAACUUACAUAUAGGCAAACCUGGAGCUGGCUUUAGCUUUGAACUUACUGAUGAACAGAAGGAGUUUCAAGCUACUGCUCGUAAAUUUGCUGUGGAGGAAAUUAUUCCUGUUGCUGCACAAUAUGACAGAACUGGAGAGUAUCCUCUUCCACUUAUAAAACGGGCUUGGGAACUUGGUCUUAUGAAUGCACACAUACCAGAAAGCUGUGGUGGUCUUGGCCUUGGCAGUUUUGAAGCAUGCCUUAUUACGGAAGAGUUAGCUUAUGGAUGUACAGGGGUUCAAACUGCCAUUGAAGCAAAUUCCCUAGGGCAAAUGCCAGUAAUCAUUGCAGGAAAUGAGCAUCAGCAGAAAAAAUACUUAGGAAGAAUGACAGAGGAACCAAUGAUGUGUGCUUACUGUGUAACAGAGCCUGGAGCAGGCUCUGAUGUGGCUGGUAUAAAAACAAAGGCUGAGAAGAAAGGAGAUGAGUAUGUUAUUAAUGGUCAGAAGAUGUGGAUCACAAACGGUGGGAAAGCAAACUGGUAUUUUUUGCUAGCUCGUACCAAUCCAGAUCCAAAAGCUCCUGCAAGCAAAGCCUUUACUGGAUUCGUUGUGGAAGCAGAUAGCCCUGGAAUCCAAAUUGGGAAGAAAGGGGAGACUGAAAUGAAUAUGGGUCAACGCUGCUCAGAUACAAGAGGUAUUGUCUUUGAAGAUGUGAGAGUUCCCAAAGAAAAUGUAUUAAUAGCUGAGGGAGCUGGCUUUAAAAUCGCAAUGGGAGCUUUUGAUAAGACCAGACCACCUGUAGCAGCUGGUGCUGUUGGAUUAGCAAAAAGAGCACUUGAUGAAGCUACUAGAUAUGCUUUGGAGAGAAAAACUUUUGGGAAAGCAAUUGUUGAACACCAGGCAGUGUCUUUCUUGCUUGCUGAAAUGGCAAUGAAAGUGGAACUUGCUAGGAUGGCUUACCAGAGAGCUGCAUGGGAAGUUGAUGCUGGUCGCAGGAAUACCUACUAUGCUUCCAUUGCAAAGGCAUUUGCUGGUGACAUUGCAAACCAAGUAGCUACAGAUGCAGUACAGAUUUUUGGAGGAAAUGGAUUUAAUACUGAAUAUCCUGUAGAAAAACUAAUGAGAGAUGCGAAAAUCUACCAGAUUUACGAGGGAACAGCUCAGAUUCAAAGGAUGAUCAUAGCUCGUGAACAUGUUGGCAAAUUUAAGGCUUAAAGAAAUGCAUAAAGUGUGUCUGGCACUGCUGUAGUGUUCUGUGUUCUCAUGGAAGAGGAUUUUAGUACAUUUCUCAAUCUAUUGAGAUUAAAAAGGCAUGGAGGGGAAAAAAAACCCACGACUUUCCUUCAAAAUCUUUUUUAUUCUGUAUGUUAUUAAGGACUACUUCUGUUCUCCCUGUCCAGUCCCUCACUUCAUUCCUGACUAACAAGGCUGAUAUUUUCUAAACAUUCUGAAUUCCAAAGUGAUUGGUCAUUCAAAUACGAAAUGGGCAAGGAAUGAGAACCUCACGAUGCAAGCAAUGUUUUCUCACUAUAAAAUUAGAUGAUCAGAAUGUUAUUUCUUACAGUCAUUGCUGCAUUCUAAUAAAUUUUUUUUUAAGAG